GACAGAGGUCUGUUAGUUUGCCUCCCGGGUUGAUUUAUUUAUGGUUUACAACAGAGAGGAUAAUGGCUGCAAACACAGAAAUAAACAGCGACUUCGAGACGGCAGAAAUCAACGUGGCUCCAGACGGCCUUGAAGACUGCGAUCGCGAGGCUGAGUUGCACUCCGAUGACCACGACAGUCCCGAGGAGAGCCCUCAGCCCGAGGGGGUAAUGCAGCGCUGUGCCCGGCCGAAACAGCUACCGUGCUUCUUCAAGGACGACUCUGAGGACAAGUUAGAGCGGAUCAUGAACGAAUUGCCCAGCACGGCCACCUGGGAGCAGUCAUACGGAGAGGGGAGGGCCACCAGCCCCGACUGGCUGGGGAUUCCCUCUUUCUUGCGGCCCCCCACGACAAGCAGCGUGUGUCCCUCAGGGACAGAAACAGAGCAGACCGAAAAGCUGCUGCUGCCAAGCGUCGCACAGGAUGGUAACCCACCUCAAUCUCCCAGUCUGUCCCGGCCAAAGAGCCCCUGGGGGAGAUAUGACCCCUACUAUUCAGCAGAGGACCAAGAGAAGGAGUAUGUGGGCUUCGCUACUCUACCCAACCAGGUGCAUCGGAAGUCGGUCAAGAAAGGAUUCGACUUCACACUUAUGGUGGCAGGCGAAUCUGGUCUGGGGAAAUCCACUCUGGUAAACAGCCUCUUUCUGACAGACCUUUACAAGGACAGGAAGCUGCUCAAUGCUGAAGAACGGAUCACACAGACCGUGGAGAUCACCAAACACUCCGUGGACAUUGAGGAGAAGGGGGUCAAACUCAGACUCACCGUAGUGGACACGCCCGGCUUCGGAGACGCGGUCAACAACACAGAGUGCUGGAAGUCUGUGGCAGACUACAUUGACCAGCAGUUUGAACAGUACUUCCGGGACGAGAGCGGUCUGAACCGGAAGAACAUCCAGGACAACCGGGUGCACUGCUGCCUGUACUUCAUCUCCCCCUUCGGGCACGGAUUGAGGCCGCUGGACGUGGAGUUCAUGAAGGCACUGCAUGAGAAGGUGAACAUUGUGCCCAUCCUCGCCAAGGCGGAUACACUCACCCCUGCUGAGGUCAAGAAGAAGAAAAUGAAGAUUCGAGAAGAGAUUGACCAGUACUGUAUAAAAGUCUACCAGUUCCCUGACUGCGACUCAGAUGAGGAUGAAGAUUUCAAACAACAAGACCAUGAACUGAAGGAAAGCAUCCCCUUUGCUGUGAUCGGCAGCAACACUGUUGUGGAAGCCAAGGGGAAGAGGGUUCGAGGGCGGCUGUACCCCUGGGGCAUUGUGGAAGUUGAGAACACGGCUCACUGUGACUUUGUGAAACUGAGGAACAUGCUGGUCCGCACACACAUGCAGGACCUGAAGGACGUGACCCGAGAGACCCACUACGAGAACUACAGAGCCCACUGCAUCCAGAGCAUGACCAGGAUGGUGGUCAAGGAGAGGAACAGGAACAAACUAACGAGAGAGAGCGGCACAGACUUCCCCAUCCCUGUGGUGCCAGCGGGGUCAGACAGCGAGACGGAGAAACUGAUCCGGGAGAAGGACGAGGAGCUGCGGCGGAUGCAGGAAAUGUUACAGAAGAUCCAGGAACAGAUGCACGGGCAGCAGGAUGGAUAUUAACACCCUGCACCCCAUCCCGACCCGCCCUCUCUCUCAGGGAUUCACUGUGUUUCUCUUGCUCUCCUGUCCUGAACGGACCCUGCAUUUACUAACAAUGCACCUUAAAAGAGAAAAAACAAAUAAACAAACAGUGAUCCUCUCACAUUCUCAUUCUCAGCAAGGCCACAGCAAACUCGAAAGGAAAUGUGAACGUGGUCGACUGCAGGGCUAACAGAUGACUCUCGAGUCAUGUGAGGCUCACAGAGCUCUGCUGCGUGGCUCUUUUCAGGGAUGGAAAUAAGACUCAUUGCAUAGCAAUUAGAUCCAUUCCUGGUUUUACUAGGAGUUUAAUAAGACACGCCCGAGCUUGUUACACACACACACUGGUUACAAGCUUGUUUUAAAACCUGGAGUGAGUGUAACUGCUGUGCAACAGGAGUCUUAUUUCCAGCCAUAUGUUUAAUUUUGUUAGAAACUCUUAAAUGGUUGGAAAGGAUACAAGAGCAAAGUACAGUCAAAAUGCAAAUAAAGCGAUGUUGUGUUUGAAUGCAGCACAUGUGUAAUGAGUACACACAUACUGAAGCGGUGUCUUAGUGCAGCUGCUUAAACCUCAACAGCAGUAUAUAGGUUUGGUCUACAGUGUGUAAAGAGGCUGGCUGCUCUGGUCUGCAGUGUGUAAGAGGCUGGCUGCUCUGGUCUGCAGUGUGUAAGAGGCUGGCUGCUCUGCAGUGUGUAAGAGGCUGGCUGCUCUGCUCUGCAGUGUGUAAGAGGCUGGCUGCUCUGCAGUGUGUAAGAGGCUGGCUGCUCUGCUCUGCAGUGUGUAAGAGGCUGGCUGCUCUGGUCUGCAGUGUAUAAGAGGCUGGCUGCUCUGGUCUGCAGUGUGUAAGAGGCUGGCUGCUCUGGUCUGCAGCGUGUAAGAGACUGGCUGCUCUGGUCUGCAGCGUGUAAGAGGCUGGCUGCUCUGGUCUGCAGUGUGUAAGAGGCUGGCUGCUCUGGUCUGCAGUGUGUAAGAGGCUGGCUGCUCUGGUCUGCAGUGUGUAAGAGGCUGGCUGCUCUGGUCUGCAGUGUGUAAGAGGCUGGCUGCUCUGGUCUGCAGUGUGUAAGAGGUUGGCUGCUCUGGUCUGCAGUGUGUAAGAGGCUGGCUGCUCUGGUCUGCAGUGUGUAAGAGGCUGGCUGCUCUGGUUUGCAGUGUGUAAGAGGCUGGCUGCUCUGCAGUGUGUAAGAGGCUGGCUGCUCUGGUCUGCAGUGUGUAAGAGGCUGGCUGCUCUGCAGUGUGUAAGAGGCUGGCUGCUCUGGUCUGCAGUGUGUAAGAGGUUGGCUGCUCUGGUCUGCAGUGUGUAAGAGGCUGGCUGCUCUGGUCUGCAGUGUGUAAGAGGCUGGCUGCUCUGCAGUGUGUAAGAGGCUGGCUGCUCUGGUCUGCAGUGUGUAAGAGGCUGGCUGCUCUGCAGUGUGUAAGAGGCUGGCUGCUCUGGUCUGCAGUGUGUAAGAGGCUGGCUGCUCUGGUCUGCAGUGUGUAAGAGGUUGGCUGCUCUGGUCUGCAGUGUGUAAGAGGCUGGCUGCUCUGGUCUGCAGUGUGUAAGAGGCUGGCUGUUCUGCAGUGUGUAAGAGGUUGGCUGCUCUGGUCUGCAGUGUGUAAGAGGCUGGCUGCUCUGGUCUGCAGUGUGUAAGAGGCUGGCUGCUCUGCAGUGUGUAAGAGGCUGGCUGCUCUGCUCUGCAGUGUGUAAGAGGCUGGCUGCUCUGCAGUGUGUAAG
This is a messenger RNA of Acipenser ruthenus (sterlet), 3364 nucleotides long. Its product is annotated as septin-5-like. Gene Ontology annotation, molecular function: molecular adaptor activity; GTPase activity; GTP binding. Lineage: Eukaryota; Metazoa; Chordata; Actinopteri; Acipenseriformes; Acipenseridae. The record is from RefSeq and is a predicted model, not a curated record. Gene Ontology annotation, biological process: cytoskeleton-dependent cytokinesis; regulation of exocytosis. Gene Ontology annotation, cellular component: septin complex; cell division site; synaptic vesicle. The coding region runs from base 63 to 1634 and encodes 523 amino acids. The transcript has 13 exons.